Lolium perenne is the source of this 1734-nucleotide messenger RNA. Lineage: Eukaryota; Viridiplantae; Streptophyta; Magnoliopsida; Poales; Poaceae. The record is from RefSeq and is a predicted model, not a curated record.
CACCAGCCGCUAGGGACCAAAGGAAGAGGAGGUGAGCUGCUGCUUCAACAUGGUAUCAGAGCAAGGUGGCAGUGGGGCCUGAAGGGAAGCCGGUUCAGGUAGGGAGUGGGUCUGCGCGGCGGAGAGGAGACGAGGUGGUGCUGUGUGCAAGGGGAAGGAGAAGGACAAGCUGGACUGUGGUUCUUGCUGCUGCGUGCAGCUGCUCGUCCAGGAGUGAAGCAAGGGUGGUGGGUUUCUCAAGUUGUGUGUGCCUGCUGCUGGUGAAAGGAGGUUGCUGGUAAGCGUGCCCCGAAGUUGUCUGUUGUUUUUGCUGGGUGAAGGUGAGAGUGCAGAUGGGUGAGCCCAAAGGCCUUGCGGAGGCUCUCGAGCAGCUCACGCUGUUUCUCUCAAAAGGGGGUGGCUCUGAGGCCAUUGUUCCCCGACAAGAAGUGGUUCAGAAGAUUGACCUAUCACCCACAGACAUCAAGCUAGAGGGGGUUACCAACUAUCUGAGUUGGUCUCGGAGGGCAAUGUUGGCUGUGGAUCAGAAAGAUCUUGAUGGGUACUUAUUGGGGACUGUCAAAGAACCAGGAGACAAGACUAGUGCUGAGGGAAAGAAAUGGAAAACCGUCAACUCUCUGAUUAUUGGGUGGCUGUUGAACUCGGUGGUGCCCUCCAUUGGGCGUUCCGUGGAGGGGUUGUCCACAGCUGCUGAAAUAUGGAAGACCUUGUCCAUCCAGUACUCUGGUAAGGGCAAUGUCAUGCUCAUUGCUCGGAUUGAUGGGAAGAUUCGCCAUCUCCGCCAGGGGGACAUGAUAGUGAUGGCAUAUGUGGCAGAGCUGCAAGCCUUAUGGGCUGAUCAGAACCCUCUCGAACUCUAUGAUGCAGCCUCCAUCGAGUCAGGGCAAAAGUGGAUAGCGCCAAGGCGUGUGCUCAAGUUUUUGGAGGGGCUAAGUAAGUGCCUUGAUGGCACCACACCUCCUUGCCCACUCUUGACGAGGCCAUUGCAGCAAUGGCUCAACAGGAGGUGCGGCUCUCUCUGGAACCAGCAGAUGAGAAAGUUGUGUCAGCUCCAACGUUUGUUGUGACCGAGCGUAGAGAGUGGAAAGAGACUAGGGACUGUUUCAUUUGUGGGGAGACUGGUCACCUAAAGUGGUACUGCCCAACUCGUGGUAGAGGCAAUAACAGAGGGGGAAGUAGCAGGAUGUCAGGAGGUAGAGGUGGAUACUCGGGACGUCAAACUGCUAGAGGUAGAGGAGGACACACCGGAAACUCCGGUGGUCAGAGUGCACACAUGGCAACUGAAGUGGACAAUGGGACGUCAAAGGAUGCAGAAGUGGAUGGUGCUGCCUAUGGAAACUUUGCUAACUUGGUCUCCAUGGAUGAAGGAGCGGGAGACGAGGCAGAUGGUUGGGACUGGCACCAGGCGUAAGGGGCUCUGGUAUGUGGAAAAGGGGGUGCAGCCAGAGUUGGUGUAUGCUGCAACCAUGGAGGACAAGGAAAAACAAGCUAUGAUCCAUCACUGUAGGAUGGGGCAUGUGUCUUUCGAUAAGAUGAGUAGAAUAUUUCCUGAUAUUAUGUGUGGAAUAAGCAAUGGCAAGUUAACAUGUGAUGCUUGCGAAUAUGCUAAACAUACAAGAGCCUCAUAUGUGAGUAAGGGGCUUAGGAGCAUAUCUCCUUUUAUGCUUAUUCAUUCAGAUGUAUGGACUUCCCCAGUGGUGUCAGUGAAUGGAAUGAAGUACUUUGUUACCUUUA